Molecule: messenger RNA, 1359 nt
Organism: Malaya genurostris
Lineage: Eukaryota; Metazoa; Arthropoda; Insecta; Diptera; Culicidae
Gene: mRpS29
Product: small ribosomal subunit protein mS29
Exons: 2
Coding region: 142-1308 (388 amino acids)
Biological process (GO): apoptotic process
Cellular component (GO): mitochondrial small ribosomal subunit; mitochondrial ribosome
Molecular function (GO): structural constituent of ribosome
Source: RefSeq, a predicted model, not a curated record
CCCGUCGCUGUCAAACAGAGCGUUCACUUGUUCAGCAUGAGUUUGUUUUGUUUCGGUUUUUCUUAAAAUUUCCGAGUUUAUUACAAAAUCAGCAAACGUUCCCUGUUAAAGCAAAGCAGUAGCAUAUCACAACACCACGCAAUGUUUCUCCAUCGAACCGGUGCUUGCUUGCUACGCCCUUCCCGUGGGUCGAUUCCUCUCGGUUGUCAGCUGGCAACGGCUGUAUCUGCUUCCCCGGCAAGCUCAGAAGAUUUGCGCACCAUCGAAAACGAUCCGGCCAAACACAACAAAUCACAUCUCUCCCGUUUCUACACCAUCCCGGUGGAUGUUCGGAAACAGAUAUUCACCCACGGUGGCCUACCGAAGUCUUUUGAGCGGCAAAUACAAACCUUCAACGAAAGCUGCCUGAUGAUUCGACAGCCGGCCGUCGAUUUGAUCGGCUAUUUGCAAAAGACAGACUUUUCUCGACCGGCCAACAGAUUUGUGCUCUAUGGAAACGACGGUGUUGGAAAAUCACUGGUGUUGGCACAUUUGCUACACUAUGGCUUCAGUCAGGAAUUUGUGCUUGUACAUGUACCGUGGGUAGCGAACUGGAUGAAACGUGCUAAGGAGACUGCAAAUUCUAGUACUCACGAAGGUUUGUUGGAUCUUCCACUGGAUGGUGCGGCUUGGUUGGUGCAUUUCAAGCACCAGAAUGCUAAACUGCUGGCCAAAUUACAGCUGAAAGUAAGUCGGGAGUAUGUUUGGAGUAAACGCGAAAUAACACCCGCAGGGGCACCAAUCCUGGAGCUCGUUGAUCACGGCAUUAACCGGGCAAAAUUUUCCUGUGAUGCCAUCGCUGCCUUGCUUCAAGAGCUGAAAGAGCAAUCGACCGAUGGGAAAGUGCGAACAAUGGUGGCCAUCGAUGGAUUCAAUGCCUUUUUCCAUCCACAUACAAGAAUUUUUACAGAUAAUAAGGUACGAGUGAUGCCCGACAAACUUACACUGACGAAACCGUUUCUGGACAUUACCAACUAUAACUGGUCCAAUGGAGUUUGCAUUCUGACUGUGGAUCGAAUGGCUUUGACCGAGGACCGCAUGGAAUCGGAACUGCCGCUGUAUCUGCUGCGGCGGGAAGGCUUCGAACAUUUGGACCCGUUUGUUCCGGUUCGGGUCGAUAACUAUUCGGAGGAGGAACAUUACAGUUGUGUGCAGUACUAUCUGAACCGGAAGUGGAUCCAAACGACGGAAGCCGGUUUCGACAAAGAGCUCAAGUUCCUCAGCGGACAGAACCCGUACAAGCUGAUGCAGCUGUGCGCGAGUGUGUAGAUUCGGUGCGAUUAAGACAUAGGCAAUAAAUCGUUUUAGAUUGAAUAAGUA